Aspergillus terreus NIH2624 is the source of this 2382-nucleotide messenger RNA. RefSeq names its product Zn(II)2Cys6 transcription factor. Gene Ontology annotation, molecular function: DNA-binding transcription factor activity, RNA polymerase II-specific; transcription cis-regulatory region binding; zinc ion binding. Gene Ontology annotation, cellular component: nucleus. Lineage: Eukaryota; Fungi; Ascomycota; Eurotiomycetes; Eurotiales; Aspergillaceae. The coding region runs from base 1 to 2382 and encodes 793 amino acids. The record is from RefSeq and is a predicted model, not a curated record. The transcript is spliced from 4 exons. Gene Ontology annotation, biological process: positive regulation of transcription by RNA polymerase II.
AUGCCUCCCAGCAGACCGCGCACCAAGACCUUUACCGGCUGCUGGACCUGUCGCAAGCGCCACGUGAAAUGCGAUGAGCAGCGGCCGGAGUGUGCGCGUUGUCGCCGUGGUGGUCGAGUGUGUCAGGGGUACGGCGUGCGGUUGGGAUGGACGAAUACAGACGUGACGAUGGCGCAGCAGCGUCGACAAUUGCGUUCGUCUAUUAGAACCCCCCCGGAGCUCUCUACAGACGUUCUGGAAGGGCUAUUGGCGGACCUGGAUCAAUGCUCCAACCCGACGGGGUCUUUGCAGCGAGGCCCAUUCUCAGUCUUUGCUGUGUCGCUUCCUCACAAGUCUGGGGGUUGUGACCUGAGAGAGGAAAUCUCGAGUGAUAUACAAGGUCAGAACGAUAGAGAGGAAGAAAGUUUGUCUGCGGCCUCAAUAUCAGACACAGAGACUGUGUUGGGCAUGCCAGAGUCGUCAACAUCUUGCGCUGCCUCUUCAGAUCUCCCCAUUGCUGUACCCUCAUAUCCCUCUCUCCCUUGUGCUGACAGUCUCAACCGGCCACUAUUGAAUACGGCCCCUUCGGAGCGAACCGAGCCGAACGACUCUGCUCUGUCGAUUCCCCAAAUGCUCAAUCCGAGCCCCAUCCCAGCCCCAGAGAUUGAGCUGAUCCACCACUGGGUCGUCUUCCUAAGCGGCAACAUGCUCCUCAUCGAUACUCCCGACAAUGCCUGCCGGACUGUAUUCAUGCCGUUGGCACUGGAAGGUCUGAACGCACCUCCCCAGUCCGCAAACAUGCACCGGGCUGUCUUCCACGCCAUCUGCGCCGCGUCCGCAUUCAGCUUAUACCACCUGGCUGGCCAACCUCGCUUCCAGUCUCUCGCAGUCAGCCACGACCAACAGGCCCUGCGGCAUCUACGCGAGACGCUUCACCCAGGUCGCCGUCUAGAUGAGACAACCCUGACCGCGGUAUUGUCCUGCAUCACGGCCGAGGCCAUGUCCGGUCGGCGCGGACGAUGGCGGGCGCAUGUCGCCGGCGGCCUGGGACUGCUCGAGGAUGCCGUCAGGGUGGGCUGGACACAAACCGCCACGACAAUGCGUCUGCUACAAAGCUACCUGUCGCUAUCCUCCCUCUGUAACCUCCGUCUCUCGUCGCGGCUGGCCUCACUGCUCAACGGACCCCCCGAGUGCCGCUACUAUCUCGAACGCUCGCACGGAGUCACUGUUUCGCUGGUGCAGUUCCUAGCGCACAUCUCGGCCCUGCGAGACUCGAUCGAUACGGUCAGCUCCGCGGAGCUCGACCACCUCGAGCUGCAGCUGUACUUGAAGUUUCCCAGCGCACCCGUGUCGGAGAACGUCGAGGCGACAGUGAUCCAGCACGCGCUCAACUCCUUCUACUACGCCACGGUGAUCUACUUCCGGCGCACCCUGCGCCGCGCGACGCUGGCCGACGUGCAAGAUCUUGUGGAAAAAGCUGUGCAGGACCUCGAAGCGGCAGAGGCGCUCACGCACCACCACGGCGGGUGUGCGUAUAACUGGGCUAGUUUCGUGGUCGCGGCCGAGUGCGAGAGCCCAGACCUACAGGCGCGGACGCUGGCCUUGUUUGAGAGCAAACGGCGCCACGGGAUCAAGAAUAUACAGGCUCUGGCCAGCGAUAUACCCACGAUGUCACGCCGUGAAUCCCCCGUCCACCACCAAGGCCGUGCCACACAUGUAGCUGCUCAUCGGCGACACCAUGAACAGGAUGGAGUCGGCGAUCUCCUCGACAGUCGCUGGGCGGCUGAUCGGGGUGUUCUGGAACACGGCGUCCAUGGCGCCGGACUCGAUGCCCUUGCGGAUCAUGGGAGUGUUGACCCAGCUGGAGUCCGGUUAGCUGUGAAGCGAUGUAUAGAUAUGGGAUACUCACCCCGGGCAGAUGGCGUUGAUGCGGAUGCCUUCUUUAGCCUGUUAUGCUCACUCCUGCUUCAUCAUCUGGCGGAUCACAGCGCGCUGGCACAACCAAACCCCCGUCUGAUUGAUAUCAAUGACCUUCUGCCACUCGGCCAGACCGUGUUCAUGCGUGAACGCAGGCGUUCCGCUGAUGCCCGCCGCAUGCACAGCAAUAUCAAUGCGGCCAAACUUCUCUGCGACCCUCUGUACGGCCUCAUCAACGGCCGCUUCCUUCGUCACGUCGACUUCCAGGAUCUCAACAGCGACAGAGGGAAACUGCUCGAGCAGCUCGGCGCGCGUGGCCUCCAGCUGAGCGAACUGCACAUCCAGGAGAGCCAAGGCCGAGACACCAUUCUUGGCCAGCACGAAAGCUGUUCCUUUUCCGAUGCCUGUCGAGUCUGUGUUAACCGUCGAUACAGCCACGUCGACGUGCAUAUCGCUCGUGCUCUCAACGUCUACAACAAUAAAUAG